Molecule: messenger RNA, 1187 nt
Organism: Anoplopoma fimbria (sablefish)
Lineage: Eukaryota; Metazoa; Chordata; Actinopteri; Perciformes; Anoplopomatidae
Exons: 6
Coding region: 9-1097 (362 amino acids)
Biological process (GO): response to bacterium
Source: RefSeq, a predicted model, not a curated record
CGCUGGAGAUGUUCAAGUUUUAUGUGCUCUUGGUUCGUCUCUUUGGAGCUUAUGGCGCUCUGCUCUACGCUAGGCCCGGACAAAAUGUGACUCUACCGUGUUUCCAUGCCUCCAAGGCCAACAAUCUGUGUUGGUACAAGCAGGUUGCAGGGGGGCAACCUCAGAUAAUAUCCUCAUACUAUAUACAUUCCCCUGACACCAACAGAUUCCACAACCAGUUCAAAGGCAACAAACGCUUUUCGGUUCACACUGGAGAACGGUUCUACCAUCUGAACAUCUCUAAUGUCCAAGACUCGGAUUCAGCUAUGUACUACUGUGGACAUACCAAUGUUGUAAUCACCGAAUUUGAUAAUGGAACGUUUUUGGUUUUGAAAGGCUCAGAGUCCAGCCACAGGUCUUUCCUCCAGCAGCCGGCGUCAGACUCUGUGAAGCCAGGAGACUCUGUGACUCUGAACUGCACCGUGCAUACUGGAACCAGUGACACAGAACACAGUGUGUACUGGUUCAAAAAGGAGAAUUCAAGUAACUCACACUUGGGAAUUAUGUACAUUAACACCCACAGCAGCAGCAGCAGCAGUCAGUGUGUACGGAGCCUGGAGCCUCCUGCACAGAGCUGUGUGUACAGCUUAUCCAAGAGGAAUGUCAGCCUGUCUGAUGCUGGGACGUACUACUGUGCCGUGGCCUCAUGUGGAGAGAUACUGUUUGGGAACGGAACAAGACUGGAGGUUGGAGGGCAACAGGGUGACAUUUAUCCUCUCUGGAUGCAAUGCUUGGUCGCAGUUCUGCUUGUGUCUGUUAUCUUGAACAUUAUCCUAAUCGGUGUCCUCUGCAAAAUGUCCAGGAGGAAAUAUCUCCAUUCUCAAGGUAGAAUUGAUUCAUAUUUAUUAGAGGAAAAGUCUGUUUGUUUUAAUGGGGAUGCAAGUCUGCAACCCCGCUUGAGUGUCCCAGAAGACACCUCUGACAGUCAAAAUGAGGAAUCUGAUGCUAUGCAGUACGUAGCUCUGGACUUCAAGAAGAGGCAAAGCAAGAGCAGGAGACAGAGGAGCCCAGAGAAGGAGACCAUUUACAAUGGAGUUAGACUGUCCGACCUGAAGUGACCACACUUUCUUCACCUCCCACCAACUCCUGUAAUUUCAAUUUGUAUUAUAAUAUUUUUAUUAAAGAUGCUUAAUUUGAAAUUCAUGGUA